CUUCUCCAGCCUUCUUUUUCCUCCCGCAGCCUCCGUUCCCCGUUCCGCGCCGCCCUCCCGUUCUCCUCGCUCCGCCCGUUCUGGAUUCAAAUUUCGAAUCCCCCCACCGUUUCCGCCCCCCUGCACCAAAUACCCGACCCGAUUCCUUUUCCUCCCCCCUCCCACCAUGAGCGACGCACCCGGCGCAGCAGCCUCAGCUAUGGGCAGCGGCAGGGAGCUCGCCAACCCGCCGUCGGACGGCAUCUCCAACCUCCGUUUCUCCAACCACAGCGACCACCUCCUCGUUUCCUCCUGGGACAAGACGGUUCGGCUAUACGACGCCGAGGCGAAUCUGCUCAAAGGGGAGUUCGCGCACCCCGGGCCUGUGCUCGACUGCUGCUUCCACGACGACUCCUCGGGGUUCAGUGCUGGCGCCGACCACACCGUGCGGAGAUUAUCAUUUACUUCGUCAAAGGAGGAUGUUCUGGGGCGUCAUGAUGCUCCAGUUCGCUGUGUGGAGUACUCUUAUGCUGCAGGUACUUGUAACUACAUCCUAUUGGAUUGCUCUUGCGUUUAUGUUUUUGGACGUACAUUUUCCGGAAAAAUACUGAUGCAAAUUGAUUCAGUCAAACCAAAGGUUAUUUACUGCAUUAAUCAUAUCAUCAUUAAGGAUGCAGUUGAUUUUCUUAGAGAUCAGUACACAUAGCACAUUGCUAACUGAAUUCAUGUUUUAUUCUUAAUGACUAUAUUUUUGCACAUCUAAUCUUGUAUAGAAUGAUCUUAGUUUCUAAUUUUUACUUUGAUUAUACGGCUUUUUCAUGCUGUCUGGCUUCUUGAUAUUGCUUUAUCCAUUUGGAUGCAUGUUCAGGGGAUAUCCAUUUCAUUGUACAUUAUGAUAACUGGAAAUAUCUUUCUUCUAGAUAGUCAUUUCUACUUGGCCUAGUAUUGAUUUGGUUUGUCCUGUUGUGUGUUGGAAUAUUUGGUUGGUAUUUGUUCACUUCGAAUUGCCACCUAUAAAUUUGGGUACGUCAGUGUAGCCUCCAUUGGCCUUAAUUUAAGGGCAAUGUUUUUGGGAAUUCGAAUUCCCAUUAUUCUGUGGGGUUGACUCUCAUGAGAGUUUUUUUUUCUGAUUAGUACUCAUGAGAGUUGUUGUCAAAGAAACCCUUCU
Molecule: messenger RNA, 1147 nt
Organism: Triticum urartu
Lineage: Eukaryota; Viridiplantae; Streptophyta; Magnoliopsida; Poales; Poaceae
Source: RefSeq, a predicted model, not a curated record